This is a messenger RNA of Paramecium sonneborni, 1498 nucleotides long. The record is from the annotation of a GenBank genome assembly. NCBI's taxonomy places the organism in Eukaryota, Ciliophora, Oligohymenophorea, Peniculida, Parameciidae.
AUGGAAUAAAAUCUAAUUCAAAAAAUAGUAUUUAACCAUAAAGAAAAUGAGUAUUAAAUAAAUAAAUAAUCAUUAGCAAUAAAUGGAAAUUUAAACUUUUUACAUCAACAGCAGGAGAAAAUAGUUAGACAUACCAACAGGAAGCUGAGAAUUGCUUUUAAUUUAAAAGAAGAUUGUAAAGCUCAUAUUAAAAUGAAUAAAUUUUUAAGAGAUUAUACAAAUAAAUCAUAGAAUACUUGGAGAUCAAUUAAAAACAUGUACAAAACCUAAAGUCACUAUAAGUCCAUUGAUUGGACUUUUUGUUGGAUGGAUACAAAAAUCAGAACAAAAAAUACAUCUUUGUAUCUUUAAUUUUUUAUAAUGAUUUAGCGAGUUUAGGCAGAUAAGGUAACUAAAUUCUAUUUUAUUAUAAGUGCUAAUAAAUAAUAUGAAUGAAGAAUUACAUUGGGAUUUAUAUAUAAUUUAGAAAAUUAUAGACGAUUAUUAACCUAAUAAAGAUAAAUCUUGGGGUGGCUCAAAAUACAAUUAUAAUACUUUAGUUAUAAAAUAUCAUUAAACGAUUCAAAAUUAUUGAAAUAGCUUAAAUGGUAUUGGAAAUAUUAUUUUAAUAUAGCCACACUCAACACAUUUUUAGUAGCAACAAAAUUAUAUUAAAAUGGUUAAAUAGUAUAUAGUAUAUUGUAAGAAUAUCUAGCAUAUUAGAUCUUAAUCAUAAUUUGAACUUUCUUUAGUAGCUUUAUCAAACAAUAAUUUUUGUUUUAUUUUAUUAAUUAACAGAGCAAAUAUAUUAUUAAGUUUAUAACCAACAUAUUGAGAAGUUGUUAUUCAUUAGUUAUUCAAAAUAUCAGGCAUAAAUGACUUCAAUUGGGAAUUUAAUAAUUACUUUAGAAGUGGUGAAAUUAAAGGAUUAACUUGAGAAGAAAGCUUAGUGUUAGUUGUAGUAAAUUAUAAUAAUUUAAGAAUUUAAUUGGUUCAAUUAAAUAAUGUUUUUUUGGAAUUCAUUCAAAAAAGAGAAGUUCAAAAAUAAUGAGGAUCUAAAUAUUUAUAAACUUACAAUAUAAAAGAAAAACCAUCAAACAAUACUUGUUUAAUGGACUAGUGGAAACCCAUUAACUUUAUUAUUUUAAAAUUCACAUAAAGUCUAUAUUAGUAUAAAUUAGAUUUAAAGCUAACGUUAUCUGAUUGUGUAACCAAUUGGGAUCAUUGUGAUAACAAUUCUUUAUUGAAAUUUAAUACUUUGAAUAAUAAUAAAUGCUAAAUCUAAUGUUAGAUAAUUGCUUUUAGUAUUCUACUUAAAAUAGUUUUGACAUUUGCAAAUUUGGUUUAUUUUAAACAAUAAAAUGCUCUAAGUAAUAAUAUAAAUUAAGAAUUGAAAGUUUGUCUAUUGGAGUCCACUCAUAAAUAUAAUUAGUAAGAUAAAUAAUUUAAUGGUGGAAGUUUACUAUUUAGAAUAUUUGAAUAAAUAAUAAUUCUUAUAGCUAGAGUAAUUAUCAAGUGA